AUGGAAGCCAAACUCUCCUCCAACGCUGCUGGAACUUCCAUUUACGACGAUUCAGAUGUAGAGAAUUUGUCCUUCACAUCUGGAACAACGGAUAUGCGUGACGAAGUCAGCUAUUGGUUUGGUCAGAAAUACUUCGAGUGUGUCAUCUCGCAGCAAGUCCUUCAAGACUGCGGUCCCUACGACACGCCCUCUAAAGUGGAUUCCCGACUGUUCCGUCACAUGCAAGAUUUCCCAUAUGACACGUGUCUCUCGUCACUCGCUGAGUAUCAGCCAAUUGAGCGGUCGAAUCGUUUUGAGGUGUCAGCAAGGGAUCCCCGCACAAGGCUACUGGUCCUGGUAGGUUGGAUCAUCCACGAAGGGUCUGCGCGCGCGAAGCAGCAGAUGUUGCAGACCGUGAGAUCCUUUUAUCGGGCCCAAAAAGGCAGCAACGCUGUGAAUAAUCACGGGAUGAAGGUUGGGGCCGAACCGUUGUACAGUAUGGAACAGAUAUCAUCGGAUCCUGGUCUCUGGAAGACGAUCUUGUCUUUGAAGGGCUGUACGUUUGAAGAAAUGGAUCCGAGAACGUCGUUGAUCCAGGAAUUUUACGGAUGUCUAGUCUUGCUAAGGCUAUUGACUCCGAACCGAUCGAGAGUCGGCUCGGACAAGUCUGUCGACUUAUCAGGCCCGAGGCGGAACGAAUGGCACAUCUUCCUGGACAGCCUGGCUUGGUUGGCCGACCACAAAUGCGGUGGGAGAACUGUCACAGCCAUCGCUGUCGAACCCUCCCCGACUGGACCAACAUACUGGGUUGCCAGUAACUCGCCCACCAGGCCAGAGGUGCUCCAACAUGUGGAAAAGUUGCUGUCUGCUCUGCACCACGAAACUCCGUUGGAUAAGUCAUCGGCGGUGGAGCUGAUCCGAAAGAUUGCACGCAAUUCUAUCGAAUUUUCUGGUCUCCGUGUUCGAGACUACGGCCAAAAAUUGAAGAGCACCAUAGCUGCCAUUGAUGCGAAAGAGCCCCUGGUGACACUCGGUAAUGGCAUCGGACCCUUCCGACUAUUUUGUGGUCUUUUGCUGAUCAUGGUAAAUUACACAGAUGUGAGUGAACAACAGCAUUUGGAAUCAUUUCUGGAUCUUUCGAGAGAUCCAGAUCGGUUGAUCGAUUUAUCGAUGGAACUCAAACGAUCUAGACUCCUCGAGCGACUCUGUCAACUGAUCCAGGCUUCUGGAGAAAAAGCUUUGUGGAUUGAAGUGCGGCACCUGUUGGGUAGAUUAUGUUCCUGGGUUCGGGCAGCACGCCAUCUCGUCCUCACGUGCGAACGCUUCCGCGACCGCAUCAAGAAUGCUCGAGUGAGACAAGCCGACAUGCCUUCCAUCGGUUCGAAUAAUUUUCAGCUACCUUGGAGUGAGCCUGUCGAUAUUCUGCGCGCGUUGAUGCCGGAAUUUCAUGGUUCCCGACUUGAGGAUGCAUUAAAUGCCCGUCAGAACGAUAAGGUGGUCGAUCGAAUUCUUCGGUGUCUUUCGAAAAUGACAACGGGCGAAUUUCGUGCAGGUCUCCAUGCAGAGGCUAUUCUGCUACACCACUUCUACCUGCGCCGGCUCGACUUCAUCGCGGGCGACCGCUACAUAGGUUGCAGCAAGCCGUCUUGCUACUGCUGCGACCUAUAUCUUCGCAAGCAUCCCGCUGGAGUCCAGCCACGCUCAAGUCACGGUAAUGUAUGGAUUGGAUGGGCAAUGCCACAACUUUACGCGGAGUUGAUUCCGGGCGAAGAGAAGGUUUUGCAAGACGUUGUGACCAUUGUGAAGUUGGAUCUGCACUAUCAGAUCAUGUCUGGGCCGACGCUAACGAGGCGACCGCCAGACUCUACAACAGGAUUGGGAAGCACAGAACCUAGAUCUGAUCCCCACUGA
This is a messenger RNA of Cladophialophora immunda, 1890 nucleotides long. RefSeq lists its product as uncharacterized. Lineage: Eukaryota; Fungi; Ascomycota; Eurotiomycetes; Chaetothyriales; Herpotrichiellaceae. Bases 1 to 1890 code for a protein of 629 amino acids. The record is from RefSeq and is a predicted model, not a curated record. The transcript has 4 exons.